UGUCAUUAGAUGAAAGGUAGCUAGUGUAUCUGCUCUCUAUGUAACUCAGGCAAAACCUUUUCCAACUGCAACGUUUUUUUCUAUAAUUUUUUAACAAACUAGUCGAUUCGUUAGGGUUGGAGGGAGGUGAAUUGACCCAAGCGACCAAUAAAAUAUCCCUUAAUUGGAAAAGGCACUAAUGGUCUUUUCAUAGACGUUACGAUCUUGAACGGUGGGUGGAAAACCAAUCGAUUUGAAGGUUCAGGUUUGUUGCAUAAGGUGUUAUUCCUACAGCUGGUGUCUGAGAUGUGCGUUACAGUGCGCGAUGCCUUGGGGAACGGCGAGGCGCUGUUAGUGGAGGUCAAGGCUACGGAUCAGCUUGGACAAACGGCACAGAUCUGCGGUCUGCCACCUCCAAUCAGCCACUGCAACAUGUCAAAAGCAUCCGACCAGUUUGACGAUUCCGACUGCGUGUGCUCCUUUGGGAUGAAGUUAACCUGGGAUAUCAACGACCCCAAGUUGCCACAGGACAUCAAACAGUACGACGCUUUCCAGGAAUGGACCGACGGCUACGUCCGCUUCAUCUACACGGCGGAGGACAAGAACGCGCAGAGACACCUGAGCGGCUGGGCCAUGAGGAACACCAACAACCACAACUGCCAGAUCCUGAAGAAGUCCUGCCUCGGCGUGGUCGUCUGCAGCCGGGGCUGCGCGCUGGUGGACGGCAGCAAACUGACGCUCCGGCCGGCCAUCUGCGACAAGGCGCGGCAGAAGCAACAGAAAAAGCUGUGUCCCAACUGCAGUUCUGCCCUGGAACUUGUCCCUUGCCGCGGACACAGUGGCUAUCCAGUCACCAAUUUUUGGAGAUCAGAAGGAAAAGCAAUAUUUUUCCAGGCCAAAGGGGUCCAUGACCAUCCCAGACCAGAAAGCAAGUCAGAGACAGAGGCCAGAAGAAGUGCUGUUAAAAGGAGAGUGUCCUCGCCUCAUUUCUCCCAGAAGAAGAGGCUCAUGGAAUCAGAGGCGGGAAGAUACCACGACACUGGCGGGCAUUUCCCCAACAUCCACCACUUGUCCUGCAUGGACGGCUCGGAGAGGUUCAGCAUCAUCGCAGAAUCCAACUUUCCCAUCCAGGCCCAGCAUUACGCUUCUUUCCAGAAUGCAGAACCCUACAAGUUUGCCUACGACGCGCCCAGUCACACAGCCGACACCACCUCCCCACUGCAGAAGCCUUCCAACCAUCGCCUGUACGUGCCCCGGCCACCCUGUGGCUAUGAAUUUGCUGUCCCCAGCUACCUUGGGUCCGGUUCCUACCCUGCCAUCUACAAGGACUCCAGCAGUCCGCAGCCAGAGUCGGACUCCGGUAAAGUGUGCGCGCAGCUGAACGGCUCUCAACACGGCAUGAGCCCCCUGAACGUUCACGACAGGAGCUACGAUGCCGCCAACAAGCACCACGGCUGGAAGCAGAUUUUGGGCAAAGGAGGCUAUGGUGAAAGGAGUGAGUACAGCCCAGUGCCUGCCAAUUCCAGUCACCCUUAUCAUAACAGCGAGUACCCCUGUAGAUACACAGGCCCGGCCUCUGCCACUCCCCCAGCUCUGCAGACAAUCAUAACCACCACGACCAAGGUGUCCUACCAGCCCUGCAAACCGUCGGUGGUCAAGUACGGCGACAACAUCUACGACGUGAAAAACCUGCAGAACUGCAGCUCCUUGCUGGAAAACGGUCCUGUGGCGUCCUAUCCGGAACUGAAGGUUCCUGAGGAUGCUGGGGUUAUUAAGUCUGCCUUAGCCUAUCAACAAGAAGCACCACCCCCCAAGACGGAAAGAGCAGAAAGCCUGGACUCCUACAGAUAUCCAGGAUACUGUUCCAACAGCUACUCUGAACGAAUAGCUCACCCCUUUAGAUAUGAGAACGGGGAGUACUGAGGAAGGCAGUGGAACCCCGUGAGGGAGACUUAAAAAAAAAACUUUUUUUCAGGACUUCUGUCAGAAGACGUUCAUCUGUACUGUGUCUUUCUCAGUAAAUCAGAAAGGAUGUAAGUGACUGGUCAGGCAAAUGCUUGGCACUAUUCCACACCUUUUGUAAUUAUUUGUGGUUAUUUAUAGACUUGUUAAAGCAACGUGUGAUAUACUGUAUAUAUGUAAGUGGCACAAAGUGUUCAUUGAAGCCAUGUACUGUUCAUAUGUCUGUGUGCAUCAUUUCACAUUCAGCUGUGGCUACUACCUUUAGAAAGAACAGGACCUGGGCAUACUACUGUACGGCUAUGAUAUUCAAAACAGUUGUGACACUUCUUAGUAAAUCUUAUUUUUAGUAA
Messenger RNA from Lepisosteus oculatus (spotted gar), 2291 nucleotides. The record is from RefSeq and is a predicted model, not a curated record. Lineage: Eukaryota; Metazoa; Chordata; Actinopteri; Semionotiformes; Lepisosteidae.